Heterobilharzia americana is the source of this 1047-nucleotide messenger RNA. The record is from the annotation of a GenBank genome assembly. Lineage: Eukaryota; Metazoa; Platyhelminthes; Trematoda; Strigeidida; Schistosomatidae.
CUGAUGUUUAAUGUUUACUUGGAGAAAGUGGAUGUAAACUGGUAGAGAUGAGAAUCCCUCCAGACGUCCACCAUUUGUAAAUAAAUCAUCUUCAGACUUUACGUACAUGAAUAUCCUGUCAUGCAAUGAAAGCCGAUUAAUAGUACUGGAAGAAGAUUUCUUCGAUGAAAGCGAAAGUAAAUGUGGGGACAUGGAAUGUCCGAACCAUGUUUCAACCCAGCAAGGCAGCCCAGAUUGCAAAAUAGACACAAGGAGGUAUGGUAUGGAAGUGAUUGCAAUCUGCGAAAGCAGAUGGAAUGGGAGUGGACUCUCCAAACUGUCAACUGGAGAAUCAAUAAUCUACUCCGAUAUUGUCACCAAGACGACAACCACGAGCACACUGAGUUUUCGAGCGGCUAUCAUGUUGUUCCCAACAGCAUCGGAGGCUGUUUCUCAUGCAGUGGGAACCAAUCUCCUCCAGCAUCAAGAUCAUGACAGCAAGAUUCAACUCAAAAGGAAGGAAGGUCACUAUCAUACAAUGCCAAUGCUACGCUACGCCUCUACAAAUAGUGUAGAGCAAGAGAAGAAGGAGGAAUUCUACAGACAACUGCAAUCAACACUGGACAAGACACCACUCCAGUUGGCGAUAUCAAAAUUCUAAUGGUUGGGGUGGCAUGAAUGCCAAACUGGGAGGGGACAACACAGGAAGAGAACUAACCAUGGACCGAGAAGCGCUCGGUGAGGUGAUGAACGAGAAUGGAGAAUUGUUUGCAGAAUUCUGUGCAUUCAAAGAUUUGGUGAUUGGAGGCUAGGCAGUGUGUUCAUGCACAAAGAUAUCCACAAAGCGACAUGGAUUUCACCAGACACCAGGACACACUAAAAACCAAAUCAACUUCAUCCCAAUCUCAAGAAGAUGGAGACGCAGUCUACUUGACACAAGGUCAAGAAGAGGAGCAGAUGUAGGUUCACACCACUCACUAUCUAGUGCAAGGAACCUUCCAAAUGAAGUUGAAAGCCUUCAAGAAAGUUGGUGAUAGACCUCAAUUCAAGUACAACACUCGGAAACUG